Fraxinus pennsylvanica is the source of this 2115-nucleotide messenger RNA. The record is from the annotation of a GenBank genome assembly. NCBI's taxonomy places the organism in Eukaryota, Viridiplantae, Streptophyta, Magnoliopsida, Lamiales, Oleaceae.
AUGGCGGAUGUUCAUAUGUCAGACGCGGAGACCUUCGCUUUCCAGGCGGAGAUCAACCAGCUUCUGAGUUUGAUUAUUAAUACAUUUUACAGUAACAAGGAGAUCUUCCUUCGAGAGUUGAUUAGCAAUGCCUCCGAUGCUUUGGAUAAGAUACGGUUUGAGAGCUUGACUGAUAAGAGUAAGCUUGAUGCGCAGCCGGAGUUGUUUAUUCGACUUGUGCCGGAUAAGGCGAAUAAGACUCUGUCAAUCAUUGACAGCGGUAUUGGCAUGACCAAAGCAGAUUUGGUGAACAAUUUAGGCACAAUUGCGAGGUCUGGCACCAAAGAAUUUAUGGAGGCGUUGCAGGCUGGUGCUGAUGUAAGUAUGAUUGGGCAGUUUGGUGUCGGUUUCUACUCCGCUUAUCUUGUUGCAGAGAAGGUGAUUGUUACCACCAAGCACAACGAUGAUGAGCAAUACAUUUGGGAAUCGCAAGCUGGAGGCUCAUUCACUGUUACAAGGGAUGUCAACGGAGAGCAACUUGGCAGGGGAACCAAGAUCACCCUUUUCUUGAAGGAAGAUCAGUUGGAAUACCUGGAGGAGAGGAGAAUCAAGGAUCUUGUGAAGAAGCACUCCGAGUUUAUUAGCUAUCCCAUUUAUCUCUGGACUGAGAAGACAACCGAGAAGGAAAUUAGUGAUGAUGACGAUGAUGAGCCAAAGAAAGAAGAGGAGGGUGAUAUUGAGGAGGUUGAUGAGGACAAAGAGAAGGAGAAGGGAAAAAAGAAGAAGAUAAAGGAAGUUUCUCAUGAGUGGCAACAGAUAAACAAGCAAAAACCGAUCUGGUUGCGUAAGCCAGAGGAGAUCACCAAGGAGGAAUAUGCCUCCUUCUACAAGAGCUUGACCAAUGACUGGGAGGAUCACCUUGCUGUCAAGCACUUUUCUGUUGAGGGUCAGCUUGAAUUCAAGGCCAUCCUCUUCGUUCCAAAGAGGGCUCCAUUCGAUCUUUUUGACACCCGCAAGAAGAUGAACAACAUUAAGCUCUAUGUUAGGAGGGUGUUCAUCAUGGAUAACUGCGAGGAGCUCAUCCCUGAAUACCUUGGAUUUGUCAAGGGUGUAGUUGACUCUGAUGAUUUGCCUCUAAACAUUUCCCGUGAGAUGUUGCAGCAAAACAAGAUUCUCAAGGUGAUUAGGAAGAACCUUGUGAAGAAGUGCAUUGAGAUGUUUAAUGAGAUUGCUGAGAAUAAGGAAGACUAUAACAAGUUCUAUGAAGCUUUCUCCAAGAACUUGAAGUUGGGUAUCCACGAGGACAGCCAAAACCGGGCUAAAUUGGCUGACUUACUCAGGUAUUAUUCAACAAAGAGUGGCGAUGAAUUGACUAGCCUGAAGGAUUAUGUGACCAGGAUGAAGGAGGGGCAAAAGGACAUCUACUACAUUACUGGCGAGAGCAAGAAAGCUGUAGAGAACUCUCCCUUCUUGGAGCGACUCAAGAAGAAGGGAUAUGAAGUACUCUACAUGGUUGAUGCCAUUGAUGAAUAUGCUGUUGGCCAGCUUAAAGAAUAUGAUGGCAAGAAGCUGGUUUCUGCCACCAAGGAAGGAUUGAAACUCGAUGAUGAAACUGAGGAAGAAAAGAACAAAAAGGAGGAGAAAAAGAAGUCGUUCGAGAGCCUUUGCAAGGUUAUCAAGGACAUUCUUGGAGACAAAGUUGAGAAGGUAGUUGUUUCCGAUAGGAUUGUAGACUCACCAUGCUGCUUGGUUACUGGAGAGUAUGGUUGGACUGCAAACAUGGAGAGGAUCAUGAAGGCGCAAGCAUUGAGGGAUAAUAGCAUGGGCUCUUACAUGUCUAGCAAGAAGACAAUGGAAAUUAACCCUGACAAUGGAAUUAUGGAGGAAUUGAGGAAGAGAGCGGAGGCUGACAAGAAUGACAAGUCGGUGAAGGAUCUUGUGUUGCUACUGUUUGAGACUGCCCUCUUGACUUCUGGGUUCAGUCUGGACGACCCUAACACAUUUGCAUCAAGAAUUCACAGAAUGUUGAAGCUGGGAUUGAGCAUUGACGAGGACGAUGAAGCUGGUGAGGAUGCUGAAAUGCCCGCACUUGAGGAAGAUGGCAAUGAAGAGAGCAAGAUGGAGGAGGUGGAUUGA